UGUUCUGCAGUUUUGGAUCACCAUGCAUUUUGUUGUUUUUACCGGGGGAGACAGAACCCCAAUGAAAUAAGACGAUACCAAUUGCUCCAUUUACAACACACGGUAUCAAAACGUUGUAACCGUUUUUAGAGUUCGAUAUGGCGGUUCCUCUUUUACUCUCUGCUUUAUUAUUAGUGACAUCAUUAGGAUUUGUCACAAAUGAUGCGAUUGGAAAAUAUGAAUACAAUUAUUCUGUUAAUCGAGAGAAGGUUCAUCAACAGGAGAGAGAUUUCGCGGGUUACCCGACUGAUUACACUGAGGAUGAACAGAUCGUCCAGAAUUACCUGGAGUAUCUUAAAUGGAUGGAAUUUCAGAAGACUAAGGACGACUUUUACCCCGCACGUCCUAUAAAACUCCACCUCUCCGACAUCAAAGCCUCGGAAAUAUACCGUGUUCUGAAGAAGUUUCCAAAGGGAGGCAAUCUUCAUCUUCACCACAACCACGUGGUGAGUAAAUCCACCAUCCUGGACUUCAUUUAUAAAAACCCUUACUUAUUGGACAACUUCUACGUCAGAGAAUCGCCGGAACCUAACAAAUGGCGUUUUAAUUUUUAUCUCAAUCCUCCAACUGGAUGGGUGAAGGUCAAGGACAACCCCAAAUACACGAAGGACGUCAUAAUCGAACACUCCACAUUUCUUGGUGUUAUUGAUGACAAGGCACUUAGUUCACCAACCAUCAGUGGCUUAAGAUGGAAAGAAAUGAAUCCACUCUUUAGCACCUUAGGAUCAGCCAUAGUGAACCAAAUUAACGUUUCCAGGUUUCACAUGGAAGCAAUGUUUCAGUCAGCAAUAGACGAAAAUGUACAGUAUUUUGAGACAAAGUCUCCUGCGUACAAUAAAAUCUAUUUAUUAGAUUCUGAUCCUAGAUUCGCGAAUAAACAUGGCAAGCAUUAUGUAGACAAUGAUCUAGGCGAGGAAGAGCUUCAUAUGGUGGAAGAUGUUUUAAAUCAAUUUCAACAGAAGAACCCAUCAUUUAUUGGAUAUAAACGAAUUGUAAACUCUUACAGACGAACAAGUCUCACUUUAAUGAAGAAAGAUGCAGAGAAAGCACUCACACUUCAUAAGCAAUAUCCUAAUCUUGUUGCUGGAUUUGACAUGGUAGCGCAAGAGGAUCUCGGCUUUUCUCUACUAUUUUACCUCAGAGACUUUGCGGAGUUAGAGGUUCGGAACGAGUCCCUGCCCUACUUUUUCCACACCGCGGAAACUAACUGGCCAGCAGAAUACAUGACGUCGACUCACGUGACAGACCCGGUUGCAACGAUAGAAAAUACGUACGAUGCAAUUCUGUUGGGAGCCAAGAGAGUUGGGCAUGGGAUAGGUUUUCUGAGCCACCCCUUUCUAAUGGAGCAGCUAAAGCAGAAGAAAAUUGCCGUGGAGGCCAAUCCAGUGAGUAACCAAAUGCUGGGAUUUGUUCCCGAUCAGCGCCACCACCCGGCUAUUACGUACAUCCGGUACGGCAUACCCGUUGUUUUAGGGGCAGAUGACCCCGCCACAUUUGGAUACGAUGAAUUCACAGUGGAUUGGUACGAAGCAGUCAUGGGAUGGGAUUUGACGCUUGCUGAUAUGCGCCACCUGGCAACGAAUUCUCUCCAGUAUAGUUCUCUGUUAGACUCCGAGAAACCGGCCGCAAUCACCAAGUGGCAAAACUCCUACAAUCUUUUCUUAACAAACACAAAACAGGAAGCAUGUAGCCUGACUUUCAAUAAAACAAACCCGAUCAUCGAAUCUAUAUUUCCUCAAGAGGGUCCCUUGACCGGCGGAAACAUCGUGAAAGUGUUCGGAAGACAUUUCAAUAUGGCGAUUUGUAGAACUAUCUACUGCCGAUUUGGAACCACGACAACGAAAGGAACGCUGGUGUACGAUCACAGCAUUGAUUGUCCGUCACCCGUCCGAGCCUCCCAUGGACCUCAUCUCGACCCCAUGCACGUGAAGUUCAGCGUAUCUCUGGACAGCGGUUCUACCUUCAUCAUCACGAAUAAAACUUACUCCUUUAUUCACUCUGGUAAUGGAAUACCCAUAUCUGGUGUUGUCGGAUGAUAUUUCCGUUAACAAACAUAGUUUUAAUGCCUUAGUUUUUAUAUAUGGUUAAACGUCUAUUUCUUUUAUUCUUUGUUUGAUUAUUACACCAUACACAUAGUUACUAGUAUAUGAUUUUUAGCUCGUUUUUAAAAAUAAUUAUUGUAGUGUUUAUAAGUUUUAAAAUGUCGAUUUAUAACAGGCUUUGAUCUUCUUCUAAUCCGAAAAAAUUCUGUGUUUAACUUUUUAAAUUACCAUACCACGCGCAUUAUGUACAAUGACUAAUUUUUGUCGUAUAUCUCGUUAGUAUUGUUACCUACACAGAAUACAACAACUGAAAUGCAUUAUACAUGCAUCAGUAUUAGUGAAGGAAAUUAAAAAGCUAUGGAAAUCAAGCUA
This is a messenger RNA of Magallana angulata, 2453 nucleotides long. Its product is annotated as adenosine deaminase 2-like. The record is from RefSeq and is a predicted model, not a curated record. Gene Ontology annotation, biological process: inosine biosynthetic process; adenosine catabolic process. The transcript has 3 exons. Gene Ontology annotation, molecular function: adenosine deaminase activity. Lineage: Eukaryota; Metazoa; Mollusca; Bivalvia; Ostreida; Ostreidae. Bases 138 to 2075 code for a protein of 645 amino acids.